Messenger RNA from Grosmannia clavigera kw1407, 2220 nucleotides. RefSeq lists its product as uncharacterized. NCBI's taxonomy places the organism in Eukaryota, Fungi, Ascomycota, Sordariomycetes, Ophiostomatales, Ophiostomataceae. The record is from RefSeq and is a predicted model, not a curated record. The coding region runs from base 1 to 2220 and encodes 739 amino acids. The transcript has 3 exons.
AUGGACCGUGACCAUGGCACCGCGCCCACGCCUGGCCCGGAAGAUAACCGGUCACGGAAAGGUCGUCUGAUGGGCAAACUGUUUGGCGGCCGCGAUCGAAAAGUGUCCAACGAGCUACGUGGCGACGACGCCGAGCUCAAUGCUUUCCUGCACGGCACCUCGAACUCACCCUCGCCCUUAGCUGCCUCGACAGGCACGACGUUUGACACCUUCCAGGUCACACACAGCACUCCGCCCCAGCUGGCGAAGUUGGACACACAAUAUGUCUCUCGCUAUCCCAACGCCCUGCCUGUCGACCGUGGGAACUCCUCCCAGCAGAGCCUACCGAGCAGCCAGCAAUCUCGCAGCCCCCCGCCGAGCUACUCGGUGUCAAAAUCUGCGAAGCGAAACAGAAAAGGGCUUGUCGUCCGCUUUGCAGACUCGUAUCCGGACAUUAUCGGCGAGGGCGGCGAUGAGACUGAGGCACCGCCGAUGGAAAUUGGCAAGCGACGACGUGCACGUGCAGCAAAGCUCGCCGUCUCACCGUUGCUUGGCAUGCACAGCUUGGCCCGCGGAAUCCCAACGGAAGCACAGCCGGCGACGUUGCCGAUACGCUCGCCGCUGCCCGGCCCUCCAACAUCACAACGCUCUAUAUUGCAACAGUCACAGCUGGAGUCACAACAGCCGGCGGCACAACCGCCGCUCAGGCCGCAGCAAUCGUAUUUGCGGCCGUCUCCCGACGACGACAGCUUUCUUCCUCGUCCGCUGAGGAGGACUCAGACUGGCUUUUCGGCAAUUUCGGUUCCCCGUCGGUCUUUUAUCGAGGUUCACCAGGCGGAAAUGCGCGAAGCUGAGGGCCGUGCUCUAGCCAACGCCCUUCGCGCCGGUGUCAGCCCGCCGUCCAGUCCGGAAGUCGAACAGAAGCGACCACCGUCGCCGAGCAGGAGGUCACCGGCCAAGGGCACACCCCCGCUGCUCCCCCCUCCGCGACACCCAGAACAUCGCGGGCCUAUCAACCGCUUUGAAUUCGACCCAACCUCGCCCUCGGCCGCGUCGCCACUUCAGCGCAUGCGUUCUGAGCGCCACAGGCCGCUGGCCCGCGACCCCAGCCCUGCAUCCGACUCGCCUCCCACCCCGGCUGUGGAACGACCAUAUAAUGCUUUCCGGCGAGAUGCUAUUGGCAGCGUGUCUGUCAAGGACCGUGGGGCCUACGCCUUGGCCAACGCCCCCAGGGCAAUGCAGGACACGUACGAUGCAGCCCAGUCUGCUUCUGACGAGGCCUUUACCUUAUUUGUCACCCGCAUGCGCCACCUGUUCGAGUUGUUCCGCCUGCACUCCGAAACACCUGACGCUGUCGAUGUCGGAGGUGCAGGUGCCGGCGGGAGAUGGGGCCGCGAAUUGGCCGAGGGUCUGGGAGCGGUGGGGGCCGGGGUGACGUGCCGGGUGUUGCGGUUCCCUACGGUGGCCGACCUGCACGCGGUGCAAGCCGCGAUCACGGGAUACGAGGUGGUGUUUGACGGGAUGGCGGCGACGUUUGCGAUAGCGCGGCGGCGGAUGGUGGUGCCGAUCCACAAGAAGUGGGAGGCGGGCACGACACGGAUCCAGGUGGUGGUGCAGCCGGACACCAAGGUGACGCAGCUGCUGGCCUUCUUCCAGGAUUUCCACUACGGGCAGUGCAUGGGCUUUGUGCUCAAGGGCACGGACGUGUUCGAGGCGUUUAGCCGCAGCGGCAAGGCCGGGCUGAAGAUUGACGAUGCCAAGUUCCCGCUGCCACGGAUGCGGACGGGAGACAGCGGAGCGAACGGGAGCAAAGAGGGCGGCAGCGACUUUGACGAGACGGCCUUUGUGUGUCUGGACAUGCCAGAUCUGCCGGGCGAGCACGAUGACAUCUCGAUUUUGUUUCAAGAGGAAGCAGGCAAGUUGACGACAGCACUAAAAUUUCCCAGCGUUACGCACGCGCUAACAAUGAGCAGAACGAGAUCGGCUGGCGGCGUGUCUUCCCGCACGAGUGCGAAACACUCGUACGAGCAAGAAACACUAAGAUCAAAGGGCAGCGGGUGUGUUUUUGGGUUCCUGCAUUUGAGCAUCAUAGAUACCCUAGAGCGGGACACAGAGGGCAAAGGACCAGCAGCCAGUAUGUCGAUCAGCAUGUUUAACGGUCUACCGAUCUUCAGGGCCGGUGUGUUUGGGGUAAUGCAGCGCAGCAAAUGUUUGUAUAUUGGGGUAACAGGGCAUCAGUGA